Oncorhynchus keta (chum salmon) is the source of this 2167-nucleotide messenger RNA. RefSeq names its product cartilage acidic protein 1-like. Gene Ontology annotation, biological process: axonal fasciculation. Lineage: Eukaryota; Metazoa; Chordata; Actinopteri; Salmoniformes; Salmonidae. The record is from RefSeq and is a predicted model, not a curated record. The coding region runs from base 202 to 1860 and encodes 552 amino acids. The transcript has 14 exons.
UCGUUCCACCCUUAUUGGAUAACCACUUACACAAGUGCUUGCAUAAUGCAACAACAUUGAAAUUGUAUAAGGCAAUUUACACAACGCAUUGUAAUACAGUAACCUUUUCUCAUCCUAGCGCUUCCACAGUCGAGUCCUGCAGAAAACUGAUAUAAGAAUUGGGGAAUUUGGAUCAAUUCCAUUUCUAUUCAGAUUGUUGUGAUGAUGCUGCGUUGGUGGGCGGGUCUUCCCCUGCUCCUCCCCCUCCUGGUGCUGUGUGGGUGUGGUUUGGCCCAGAGUUCCGAGCCCAUGUUUCGGUCAAUGACUGAGACAGUUCUACCUCCUGACAACCAGCACAACCCCACCCAGCUGAACUAUGGGAUGGCCGUUACUGAUGUGGAUGGAGACGGAGACCUGGAGGUGGUGGUGGCGGGGUACAACGGUCCUAACCUGGUGCUGAAGUAUGACCGUGGUCAGCAGAGGCUGGUGAACAUAGCGGUGGAUGACCGCAGCUCUCCAUUCUACGCCCUGAGAGACCCCCUGGGGAACGCCAUCGGGGUGACCGCCUGCGACGUAGACGGGGACGGGCGGGAGGAGAUCUACUUCCUCAAUACAAACAAUGCUUACUCUGGUCGGGCCACAUACUCUGACAAGCUCUUUAAGUUCCGUAACGGACGCUUCGAGGACCUGCUGGGGGAUGACAUCAACGUGCGCAGAGGAGUAGCCAAUCGGAUGGCAGGACGCUCCGUGGCGUGUGUGGACAGAAAAGGUACAGGGCGUUAUGCUGUGUAUGUAGCUAACUAUGCCAGUGCAAAUGUUGGUCCCCAUGCCCUGAUAGAGAUGGACGAGGCAGCCAGUGACCUGGCCAAGGGCAUCAUCGCCCUGUCUGACGUAGCAGCACAGGCCGGGGUCAACAAGUACACAGGUGGGCGUGGUGUAGUGGUUGGACCAAUCCUGAGCCAGAGCAGCUCUGACGUGUUCUGUGACAACGAGAACGGACCUAACUUCCUAUUCCGGAACAAUGGAGACGGAACCUUCACUGACAUGGCUCAACAGGCAGGUGUGGAGGACCGCUACCAGCACGGCCGAGGUGUGGCGCUGGCAGACUUUAACGCUGACGGGAAGACUGACAUCGUCUACGGAAACUGGAACGGCCAGCACAGACUGUACCUACAGGACAACAACCAGAGAUUCAGGGACAUAGCCAGUGGGUCGUUCUCCUCUCCCUCUCCCGUGCGGACGGUCAUUGCUGCUGACUUUGACAAUGACCAGGAGCUGGACAUCUUCUUCAACAACAUCGCCUACAGAGGACACGCCCCCAACAGGCUCUUUAGGGUGGCCAGGAGGGCUGGUGCUGACCCCCAGAUAGAGGAGCUAAACGUGGGGGAGGCAGCAGAGCCACAGGGCCGGGGUACAGGUGCCACGGUAACAGACUUUGACGGGGACGGUCAGUUGGACCUGCUGGUGGCUCAUGGGGAGAGUGCCUCUCAGCCCAUCUGUGUCUUCAAGGUCACUCAGGGCUCGUCCAAUCACUGGCUGCGUGUAAUCCCUCGCACGCGGUUCGGCUCCUUCGCCCGCGGGGCCCGGGUCACGGCCUACACCAAUCGGAGUGGGGCUCUCAUGCGCAUCAUCGACGGCGGCUCGGGGUACCUCUGUGAGAUGGAGCCUGUCGCCCACUUUGGACUGGGCAAGGACGAGGUCACCGUGGUGGAGGUCUAUUGGCCUGAUGGCCGUUCCGUGGCCCGCCCACUGCAGCCUGGUGACAUGAACUCUGUGAUGGAGAUUGGCUACCCUAAAGAGGGGGAGGAGUCUGUGCUGACCCCUGAUACCCAGUGUGGGGAAGGAUUCUUUGUCAAGAAUGGCCGCUGUGCAGGUAUAUGAGGGCAGUGAAUGAGAUGCCUUGAAGCAAAAUAAAAAUAAAAAUAUGCCUUGUCAUCAAGAAAAUGUAUACUGUCGAAGACCAAUGACACUCCAUAUUGUUUGUCAUUUGAACUAGUAGAUUAUCUCUGUUUUGCUUCGAUCUUUCAUAAGUGUCAUCUUCUCUGGAAGUGUUACCUCAUUGUUCUACUUGUCUUUGUUUUUCUUGACAAAUCAAACUGUUCCCCUUUGCUCUUUUGUUUUAGAAUAAUUAACCCUAAUAAAUCAAACUGUUCCCCUUUGCUCUUUUUGUUUUAGAAUAAUUAACCCU